AUGGCAAUCCCACAGGCAAAAAUACCGGGAUUAUUUGAUAUGCCUAUUGAUUCCACGUACAAGCUACCCGGUUUGGAGAAAAGCACAUCAAAUGGGGGACUUACCAUACCGCCCAAUCGUGAAAAAAGUAUCAGAGAGCAAGGACCCAGACCAUCGACAGUCCCAAACCAGUCAGGGUUGUCGGAAGGAGGCGGGGCAGUCCUCGAACAGAACCAGAGCACUCCAAUACGCAUAAACUCUAAGUAUCAAGAAGAAGACAUUUCCAGAGUGGCAUUGUCUUCCACCAGCACGUCUACUAUAGCAGAUUCUUUGCAUACUGAUACGAAAGACGGAAGGGCGAAAGAACCUAUUCUCGGAGAUAACAAGGAGUCAGGUACCAAAACAACCACGCAGCAUCUAAACGGUGCUUGUGAACUCGACGGCAUCCCAGAUGAAAAGAGUGGUGAUGAGCUAAACAGCGAGCCCAACAGUUCCCCUGGUGAUAGCUGGUAUUACCAACAGACUACAAUGAAAGUGAAUGAUCCCGAAAUCGCAUCCAAACCUAGCUUGCCAGUUCACAGGGUGGAAGAAGGUCAGAACGCCUCCAAGCAGAAACGGUCAUUUAUUUCUUUCAACUGGAACAUAAAUUCUAACGGUGGUAUUUGUACGUCACAAAGCGCAUGA
Talaromyces proteolyticus is the source of this 663-nucleotide messenger RNA. RefSeq lists its product as uncharacterized. The transcript is spliced from 3 exons. The record is from RefSeq and is a predicted model, not a curated record. Lineage: Eukaryota; Fungi; Ascomycota; Eurotiomycetes; Eurotiales; Trichocomaceae. The coding region runs from base 1 to 663 and encodes 220 amino acids.